AUGGCAUUUAAAACAUAUAUUAGGCCAAUAUUGGAAUAUUCUUCGGUUAUAUGGAAUCCCAAAACUAAAAAACAUAGAGAAAAAUUAGAAAAGGUGCAAAAAUGGUAUACAAGGGUGGCUCUUUUUAAGUGUAAGAUCUAUAAGAAAAACUAUAUCCAAAGAUUAAAAUUAUUUAAUCUCGAAUCACUGGCCCUCAGAAGAGUUUUAUUCGAUUUAUCAACUAUUUUUAAGAUCAUUAAAAAUCACACCCACUUUACUUCUUCACAAUUCUUUAUGUUAUCUGAUAGACCUAAUAGGAAUAGACAUAAUUAUCAAAUAAAAGUAGCUCGUAAAACCUCCAAAACUGAACACUGGAUCUUUAACAGAUCCAUUAAUCUCUGGAAUGCCCUACCUAUAGAGAUUGUUAACAUUGAUAACUAUAAGCUAUUUUGGAACAGCCUUAGAUCAUACCUUAUAGAACUAGAAAGUACCAAUGAUAGCCUUCUAUAUUAUCGCUAUUGA
Molecule: messenger RNA, 501 nt
Organism: Meloidogyne enterolobii
Lineage: Eukaryota; Metazoa; Nematoda; Chromadorea; Rhabditida; Meloidogynidae
Source: the annotation of a GenBank genome assembly